CUGGUAGCUUCACUAUUGGCAACUUUCGAUCUCUGUUCUGAGAACUACGACAGAGUCUGCUCUCACCAACUUUUUUCCUUCUUCUGUACUGUUUUGUUUUUAGCAUAGAAGGGAAUGGAGAGUAUAGAAGAAGACGGAUGCCAGACGCCGAAGCGUGGAGACUGUUGGAUCCCGGCGGCUUCCGUGUGCCCACCGCCUCCGAAGAAGAAACCAGUUUACAGAAGGAACAGAGACCCGCCCAAGAAUGGCUACUUCAACCCACCUGAUCUUGAGCUUCUCUUUUCCAUGGCCCCAAGACGCGAAACUUGCGCGUAGCCCUCAGGAGGCUGUACGGGAGUGG
Molecule: messenger RNA, 340 nt
Organism: Telopea speciosissima
Lineage: Eukaryota; Viridiplantae; Streptophyta; Magnoliopsida; Proteales; Proteaceae
Product: cyclin-dependent protein kinase inhibitor SMR4
Exons: 1
Coding region: 115-315 (66 amino acids)
Biological process (GO): regulation of DNA endoreduplication
Source: RefSeq, a predicted model, not a curated record